AUGGCGUCUGCGUCGAGCAAGGUCGGCGGCCUGACUGCUGCGGUGCGCGUCCUCACGCCGCUGGCCGUCGGGUCCGCGGGCUACGCGGCGUAUCGCAUCAAUUGGGCCGUUGCCGUUCGGAAGUUCCUGACAGGGCCGGGCCGGUCCUCGCGCAUCCUGCUGCUGCUCUUCGUGGCGUUCAACUGGAAGAACCUGCCCUUUGCGUGGACUUACCGCGUCUUCUACGCAAUCCUCUACCACAACGUCCUGCGCAAGUCGCCAGCGCUCACGCCGCGUGCGCUCUUCAAGCCGCUCAUCUCCGAGACGCGCACUCCCCUCCUCGAGAUCGACUACAACCUGCACAAGUCCAACUCGACCUACUUCACCGACCUCGACGUCUCGCGCACUCACCUGGUCGGCUACCUCUGCCGCCCGGCACUGCGCAAGCUGGCGCACAACCCGCAGACGCGCCUCAUCCAGGACCCGCGCACUGGCAAGCCCGCCAAGGGCUCCCUCGGCAUUCUGCUCGGCGCCGUCGGCUGCAGCUUCAAGCGCGAAAUCGCCGCAUACAAGGGCUACGAGCUGUGGAGCCGCGUCCUGAGCUGGGACCGGAAGUGGAUGUACAUCAUCACACACUUUGUGCCCAAGGGCGCGGCGCGCCCGACCGAGUGGCUUGACCCGCGGUUCGGCAAGGUUCGCGCGCGCGGGCCGGGCGACGCCAUGGGCGGAUGGGAGACCAAGAUUCACGCCACGGCCGUGAGCAAGUAUGUCUUCAAGCUGGGCCGCAUUACCGUCCAUCCGGCCGUCGUGCUCGAGGAGUCUGGCUUGCUUCCGCCGCGGCCGGACGGCGGCUGGACCAGCGGCGACGCGCAGCUCGGCGACGAGAGCGCCGAUGUCGCCGACGUGGACUUGUCCAAGGAUGGUGAAUGGGACUGGCGCCGCGUCGAGGCCCAACGCAGGAAGGGCAUGGAGCUGGCCAGCCAGUUCCAAGGGCUGGAUGAGAGCCAUGCUCUCUUCACGGGCGGUAGUGGCGGCGCUCUGGGCACGUUUGGACCUUGCUGA
Purpureocillium lilacinum is the source of this 1041-nucleotide messenger RNA. RefSeq lists its product as uncharacterized. Lineage: Eukaryota; Fungi; Ascomycota; Sordariomycetes; Hypocreales; Ophiocordycipitaceae. The record is from RefSeq and is a predicted model, not a curated record.